Calidris pugnax (ruff) is the source of this 2523-nucleotide messenger RNA. RefSeq names its product Rho GTPase activating protein 10 (gene ARHGAP10). Gene Ontology annotation, biological process: signal transduction. The transcript has 23 exons. Gene Ontology annotation, cellular component: cytoplasm. Lineage: Eukaryota; Metazoa; Chordata; Aves; Charadriiformes; Scolopacidae. The record is from RefSeq and is a predicted model, not a curated record. Gene Ontology annotation, molecular function: GTPase activator activity; protein binding. The coding region runs from base 1 to 2337 and encodes 778 amino acids.
AUGGGGUUGCAGCCUUUAGAGUUCAGCGACUGCUACCUGGAUAGCCCCUGGUUCAGGGAGCGGGUGCGAGCCCACGAAGCCGAGCUGGAGAAAACUAAUAAGUUUAUUAAGGAGUUGCUCAAGGAUGGCAAAAACCUCAUCGCCGCCACCAAAAACCUUUCAGCAGCCCAGAGAAAAUUUGCCCAUUCUCUGAGAGACUUCAAAUUUGAAUUCAUUGGUGAUGCAGAGACAGAUGAUGAAAGAUACAUAGAUGCAUCCCUUCAUGAGUUUUCAAACUUUUUAAAAAAUCUGGAAGAACAAAGAGAAAUACUGGCACUCAGUGUUACUGAAACUCUGAUCAAACCUUUGGAAAGAUUUAGGAAAGAGCAGCUAGGAGCUGUAAAGGAGGAAAAGAAGAAGUUUGAUAAAGAGACAGAGAAGAACUACAGUUUGUUAGAAAAGCAUUUGAAUUUAUCAGCGAAGAAGAAAGAGCUACAAUUACAAGAGGCAGAUAACCAAGUGGAGCAGAACAGAAAACACUUCUACGAGCUGUCCCUCGAGUAUGUGUGCAAGUUGCAAGAGAUACAGGAGCGGAAGAAAUUUGAGUGUGUGGAACCUGUGCUAUCGUUUUUCCAGGGUUUGUUCACUUUCUAUCACCAGGGAUAUGAACUUGCAAAAGACUUCAAUCAUUACAAAAUGGCCCUGCAGAUAAACAUACAAAAUACGCGAAAUCGUUUUGAAGGCACGAGGUCAGAGGUAGAGGAGCUCAUGAACAAGAUCAGAAGAAACCCUCAGGAACAUAAAAGAGCAAAUCACUUCACAAUGGAAGGCUAUCUCUACGUACAGGAAAAAAGACCUGCCCCCUUUGGCUCCAGUUGGGUGAAGCACUAUUGCACGUACAGGAAAGAGACAAAGAAGUUCACCAUGAUCCCAUUUGAACACAGAUCAGGAGGGAAAGCUGGUGAUGAGGAACUCUUUGUCCUUACGUACUGCACCAAAAGAAAUAUAGAUACUAUAGACCGGCGAUUCUGUUUUGACUUGGAAGCUUCUGACAGGCCUGGGGUUCCUGUGACCAUGCAGGCAUUUUCUGAGGAGGACAGGAAGCUGUGGAUGGAAGCCUUGGAUGGAAAAGAAGCUCUGUUCAUCAAUUUGAAUAGAGCAGAUGCAAAACGAGAGGGAAGUGCACAGUUGGAUAAGAUAGGGUUCACUGUCAUCAAAAAGUGCAUCAGUGCUGUCGAAACACGAGGUAUAAAUGACCAAGGACUUUACAGAGUUGUGGGGGUGAGUUCAAAGGUCCAGAGACUUCUGAGUUUGUUGAUGGAUGCAAAAACCUGCAACGAAGUUGACCUGGAAAACUCUGUAGAUUGGGAAGUGAAGACAAUUACUAGUGCUAUGAAGCAAUAUCUGCGGAGCCUUCCAGAGCCACUGAUGACGUAUGAGUUGCAUGGAGAAUUCAUCGUUCCUGCCAAAAGUGGGAGUCCUGAAUCUCGAGUUAAUGCUGUUCACUUCUUGGUCCAUAAACUCCCAGAAAAGAACAAAGAGAUGCUGGAAAUUUUGGUGAAACAUUUAGCGAACGUUUCAAAGCACGCCAAGAGGAAUCUAAUGACUGUGGCAAACCUAGGGGUAGUAUUUGGACCAACCUUAAUGAGGCCACAGGAAGAAACUGUAGCAGCCAUCAUGGACCUGAAGUUUCAGAACAUCGUCGUUGAAAUCCUGAUAGAAAAUCACGAGAAGAUUUUCAAAAGCCUGCCUGAUGCCACUUUCCCUGAGCCAAUCUCUGUGUCAGUGUUUCCUCCAAAUGCCCCACCAAGGCAAUCAAGAAGACAAGGACAACGUGUUAAGAGGCCUCUGGCUGUGUACAAUUUCUGUCUUGAGCUGGAUGAUGCUGACAGUCACAGCUCUCCUAGAGAAGACACCCCAACUGGGAGCAUGGAUUCUCUGUCUUCCCAGUCUCCAACACCUGCCUUCUCUAGCAGUCCCCCCGGACUCCUGGAUGGAAAUCACCUUAUUAUGGACAGUGGAGAUCUUGCAGGCUGGACAAAUCUUCCUGGUCAAAGCCGCCCAUCGAUGGUCUCGUGGAUGAACACUCCGACUGCCAACCCUGCGGCCACAAAUCCUGUACCAUCCGCUUUCUUCUUCUCCAACCCUGCCUCUGGGAGUGACAGAGCAGUGGAAAGCGUUGCCCACCGGAAAGCAAGAGCGGUUUAUCCAUGCGAAGCAGAACAUAGCUCGGAAUUAUCGUUCCAGAUAGGAGAAAUUUUUGAAGAUGUGCAAUUUUCCAGAGAACCGGGAUGGCUAGAAGGCACGUUAAAUGGCAAGAGAGGACUUAUUCCACAAAAUUAUGUUCACUUUUUAUAGCUCUGUGCAUUGAACGCCAAGAAGGUGUACAUGGUAUCCAUGGAUUUGUGUUAUAGUCACUUCUCUCUACUUUUGUGACUGCUUUUAAUCAACGAAGAGCCUGACUAUGGGUCGAAGAUCCUAAUCUGUAUAAAGACAUUAAGUGUUGCCAAAUAUGAAUUACAAAAAAAAAAGAUUCUUUAAGGG